GGCGUGACCGAGGACGGGAGAGCGAGGCCAAAGAGUCCAGAACACGACCUGAAGACCGCGAAGGUCGUGAGUCGCGACAGCCUCACAGAUCCGAUUCGCUCACCGAUGUGCGUGAGGAGGUUCAACAAGUUCAACACAAGCCAAUCCAUUUUCCUGGUGGAGACCCACUGGCCAAACUUGCAGUGCCUCCUCCAGAAACAGCACGACCGAGCCAGCCAAAGAAGAAGAAGAAGGCACCAGAAGGCGUUCUUGGCUUGGCAGUGGAGCUGGCUGGUUAUUGGGCUCAAACGGGUUAUGGCGAUGUCCAAUUAGUAGGACAGCAUUGCAUGAUUUUGAUAGUGUAUCAUGCGAGACAAAGUUGGGGCCUCUCAUGCCUGCCAGGCGUCUGCAGAACCACUUCAGAGGCCAGGACCAGUCACUGUCUUUGCCGCGCAGCCCGGGCCGGUAACCCUUCUUCAGCCCAGUCCUUCGUCACCUCAGCCCAAUGCACCCGUAUCUGCUUCCGUGCCUCUUUCAACCGCUCCAAUGCCGGCAGUGAUGCCAGAGGGAUUGGAUUGGAUUUGUGAGGUUUGCAUGAGAAAGUUCUCUUCGGAAGAAGCUUUGCGCAAGCACGAGCAGCUGUCCGAACUGCACAAGCAGAACCUCAUGAAGCUUGGCACGUGAGCCGACGCGAUGGUGAAGACAAGAGCAAGCAGCAAGGGAUGUGGUGAAGACAAGAGCAAGCAGCAAGGGAUG
Durusdinium trenchii is the source of this 735-nucleotide messenger RNA. The record is from the annotation of a GenBank genome assembly. NCBI's taxonomy places the organism in Eukaryota, Dinophyceae, Suessiales, Symbiodiniaceae.